Stegodyphus dumicola is the source of this 513-nucleotide messenger RNA. RefSeq names its product protein ZBED8-like. NCBI's taxonomy places the organism in Eukaryota, Metazoa, Arthropoda, Arachnida, Araneae, Eresidae. The record is from RefSeq and is a predicted model, not a curated record.
AUGUGGCUGAAGCUAGUUUUAUUAUUGCCUGGAAUAUUCCUCGUGCAAAAACGCCCGUAUAGAGAGGGAGAGUUUAUGAAAAAAACUUUGGAAGAUAUACUUAAAGUUUUAGAUCCAAAUAAUGCAGCAUUGCACAAAGAUGUUUCGCAAAUUCCCAUCUCCAGACACACAACCGAACGAUGCACAACUGCAAUUAAUACAUCUCUUGAAUAUCAUAUAAAAAAUGAUUUGAAGAAUCGUAUUACAUUCAGCUUAGCCCUUGACGAAUCGACAGAUAUCACAGAUCUUUCCCAAUUGGCAGUUUUCAUAUGUUUUGUUUCACCUGACUUCGUUGUUAAAGAAGAAUUAGGUUUAGUAGCACUUCAAGAGUCAAUUCGCGGUGUCGAUAUUAAAAAUGCAUUAGAUUUCCUAAUGAAAACUUUUGAUGUGCCUCUUAAUAAACUUGUAAGCGUUGCAACUGAUGGAGCUCCGGCAAUGCUGGGGGAAAAAAAUAGGUCUUAUUUGGGCUUUUAA